Messenger RNA from Monomorium pharaonis (pharaoh ant), 609 nucleotides. RefSeq lists its product as uncharacterized. Gene Ontology annotation, molecular function: nucleic acid binding. NCBI's taxonomy places the organism in Eukaryota, Metazoa, Arthropoda, Insecta, Hymenoptera, Formicidae. The record is from RefSeq and is a predicted model, not a curated record. Gene Ontology annotation, biological process: DNA integration. Bases 1 to 609 code for a protein of 202 amino acids. The transcript has 3 exons.
AUGAUAAACUGGAUAGCAAGAUUUGGAACUUCAGCGCGAAUAACAACAGAUCAAGGUCGACAGUUUGAAUUAGAUUUGUUCAAAAAACUAACAAAACUAACUGGGUCAGUACAUAUACGGACAACAGCGUAUUACUCAGCAGCAAAUGGCAUGAUAGAGAGGUUUCAUCGCCAGCUAAAAGCGUCAAUUAAGAGUCACCAGACGAAAGAGUGGGCAGACAUCCUUUCAGUAGUUCUUAUGGGUUUGAGGGCUUCAUGGAAAAAAGAUUUACAAGCCACCCCAGCGGAGAUGGUUUUUGCACCAGAGGAAGUGACAACAGAACAGCCGAAACCAACACCGAUACCUUUACCAAGCUCAACUCCAACACGAACGAGAAGUAAACGAAUAUCACAACUACCAAGUUCGGUAGAGACACAGACUACACCCUCCAGGCCUAAAGCAGACGCCAGCGUCCAAGCGAGUUCACCGAAGAACUCCGACGUUUCUUGGCCCAACACUCCAUCCGGAAACUCAGUGACACCACGUGCACCGCAAAGGAAAUCUCGGGGCAUCCACCCGAGGGUGCAAGAGGAAACCACAGUAGCUAUUCGAAGAGACCUCUGCCUCUGA